Molecule: messenger RNA, 2912 nt
Organism: Schizosaccharomyces cryophilus OY26
Lineage: Eukaryota; Fungi; Ascomycota; Schizosaccharomycetes; Schizosaccharomycetales; Schizosaccharomycetaceae
Product: pyruvate dehydrogenase kinase Pkp1
Exons: 3
Coding region: 979-2046 (355 amino acids)
Biological process (GO): protein phosphorylation; regulation of glucose metabolic process
Cellular component (GO): mitochondrion
Molecular function (GO): pyruvate dehydrogenase (acetyl-transferring) kinase activity
Source: RefSeq, a predicted model, not a curated record
ACUGGAAAAGACGUGCUCAAGUUGGUGCAUUUCAGAGGGGUGUUUUGCCAAUGAAAGGAAAAAGUUACAAUGAAAAAGAUGAGAGAUGCUGAGAAGCGAGUUUCUUGCGUCUUUCUCUGUCUUUCUCUUUACAAGGAGAAGGAUCCAGCAGCGGCGUAGGAACCUUUUUCGCUUGAUUAGUUCCUAUUUCUCAGCAUGGUAGUCAAGAAUUUAAUGACGAUCAAUAAACGCUUCUAAAGUUGUAGUAGAAAAGUAUUUAAUGGCUAAAUAGUAGCUGACAGUCAUUCUCUCAAGCUCACUUUCAUAGUCGUCUACGGGAUUCCUUCCUGAGCUCUUGCAUGUUUAUUUAUUAACGAUAGCGAGGAAAAUCGACGAAUCCUUAUCUGGGACUCCGGAUGGACCUUGGAUUUUGACAUUUACCAAGCAGAAUUCUUUUAGAAAGGGAAAAGACGAGGGAUUGCACAUCCUAAGAGUUUUACCGUUAAAAAGCAAAUCGCAUUUGCUGAGAUUCGCGGAAUUUGGUACUCUAUAGCCCAAUGAGGACCCAUUGUUUACAUUCGCUUAAGACCAAAUUGCAGGUGAAACCAACUCAACCGGAUUUAAAACUGUAAACAACACUGAGAAAUUGAACAAUCAUGUCUGUUGUGGGAAAAUCAUUGCAAGAAAAGGUGAAUUUAUUGGCGCAGUUUCCUCAAACAGGCCUUUCUCUUAAGCAGAUUGUUUACUUUGGUAUGUUUUUACGAGGUGAUGAAAAGCUGGUUUCCAAUUAUGAUGUUGUUUGCAUCCCCAGGUCACUUUGGGAUCGGAAGAGUCACUGCAUUUUACUAACACAAACGGAGGACUACGUUCCUCCAAAUAGGUAAGGAUCGAACUCCAGGAAGAUUGUUUCGCUCUGGCUUGUUUUUGCGUGAUGAGCUUCCCAUUCGGCUUGCCCAUCGCAUACAGGAUUUACAAAAGCUGCCGCCUUUGCUCCGUAAUAUGAAACGAAUUUUAGCAGUUAAAGCUGCUUAUGCAAGAUCUAUGGAGGAAAUCAUUGAUUUGAAGGGAAUUGAGUUACCAAAAUGUCUUCCCAGUCACAAGCAUUAUCCAAAAGCCCCCAAGUGGAGAGCCAGUUUUUUUCAUAAUUUUGUGCAGCAUAAUCCUUCUCUUCUGGAUACUCACUUGGACUCUUCGAGGGGAAGGUAUUUUAAUAUUGAUUUUUCCAAACCAUGUUCAGGUGAGGAAUACGAGUGGCCUGAGUCAUUGCACAGAUUCAACAUCAACUUCAGUCACUUACUAGAUACCAUUCGGACACGCCAUGACAAUGUUGCUUCUGAGCUCGCGUUAGACAUUCAAGAGUAUCGCCGUCAAACCAAGCAAAUUGAUCAUAGCAUUCAGGUGUUUUUAGAUCGAUUUUACAUGUCUCGAAUUGGAAUCCGAAUGCUUUUAGGCCAAUACAUUGCCCUGGUCACUGAACCUCCAAGAGAAAACCAUGUCGGCAUCAUAAGUACUCGCGCUAACAUACUCCGAAUUAUUGAAGAGGCUACGGAAAGUGCAAAGUUUAUUUGCCGACUCUCUUAUUGUUUGUUUGAAGCACCGCCCGUAGAAAUCAACUGUGAUCCUUCCCUCCAUAUGAUGUACGCUGAAUCUCAUUUGAAUCAUGUCAUUUUCGAACUUUUAAAAAAUAGUUUGCGUGCAACCGUUGAAUUUUACGGUGUUGAUGCAGAUUCAUAUCCUCCAGUCAAGGUAUUGGUUGUUAAAGGCGAAGAGGACAUCACGAUUCGCAUUUCCGAUCAAGGAGGCGGCUUUUCUAGGAAAGAAUCUUCUUUGGUUUGGUCUUACAUGUACACAACCGCUCAUGAAUCACUAAAUGAUGACUACACGGAUACUAUGACUGCUGCUUCAUCCCUUCCACCUAUGGCUGGCUUCGGAUUUGGCCUUCCUCUCGCUCGUCUAUAUACUCGUUAUUUCGGAGGCGAUCUGAAAGUUGUGUCGAUGGAAGGAUAUGGCACCGAUGCCUAUAUUCAGCUUAAUCGACUCUGCGAAAGUGCAGAACCUUUACAGUAGUAUGAGAUUGAUUGUUUAACGACCCUCGCUUUUGCAAACGUCCUUUUAUUUUCUUAUUUUCCUGAAACGACCUAUAAGCUGUCAUGACUAUUUUUGCAUUUUUGGUUUCUUCGUCCGAGCAUAUAUUAUAUACUUUCUCUUUAUUUCAACCUAAGAAUAUAAAAAUGCCUAUCAUUAAAUCUAUUAUUAUAGGAAAAGAAUACCUUUCUGCCGCGUAAAUCCAUGUUUGUCUAGAGAUUUCUUGUAUCCACUAAAUAAAUUCGUUUUUCAUCAGUGAAUGCUCAUAACAAUCGAUUUACUUCGUCAAAAACCAUUCCAGUAAGAGGUUCUGUCACAUAAUGCUUUCUUGGCUGAAGAGAUGCCAAUGGAACCUCUGCUUUUUCAAGAUCCAACACUUGUUUUCUAAGGCCUGUAGACACGUAUUCCAACGUUUGAAAGAAUGACUUUGCACUUUUGUUGAAUUCUUCAAUGGAUUCUUUUGUUUCAAUCGCAUCAAUGCAAUUCCCGGCAUGCGAAAGAAUAUCUGGGAUUUUUGACUCAAUCUCUAAAAUCUGUUCAAUUUUUUGGCUCUCAUCAGCUAUAGACUCCUCGCUAAACUGAUCUUCUUCCAUGCUCGACAUUGUGAAUGCUCUUGGGUUAUUGGGAGGUUAUGUCAAAGUGGUAGACUCUAUUGAUAAAUAAUACUAUGCCAGCUGUAUUAUUUUACAGGAACAGAAUAAAGGAAAAGUGAAAAAAAUUAAAAGAAAAGAAUGGAUACGUAGUUAGAGAAUGCUGUGGACUAUUUAUGGACAAGCAGUCAGACUAGUCUUUAAAAACAGUUUUAGAAUACACAAGAAAACUCAAAUAAGAUAUUUUAUUGAAAGGCG